UUGUGUGCACAAGGAUGACGUUUUUCCAAAAUUCGUAUAAAUACCUGAAUUGGCGUUAUUUCGGAAUUAGUAGGAAACAAGCCGAGCACAAAUCUUUUUGGAUUACAUUUGGAAUAAAACAAAAAUACCAAACAAAAAUCAUGUUGACCUUCGUAAGUGUAUUAGUACUAGCUGUAAUUGGCACGCAAGCAGCACCUCAAUUCCAACCGGCUGAAGCAGCUCAACAACCAAAUGUUCCAUCGAUCACAAUUUUAAGUCAAACAGAUGUAAUUGGAGCUGAUGGAAGUUUUAAUAACAGUUUCGAAGCAUCGAAUGGUAUUAAGCAGCAAAACUCUGGUUUCCUCAAGAGAGUUUUAGUUCCACAAACUCGAGAAGAUGGUACGGAUACCGGUGAAAAGGUCGAAGGUGAUAUUGUUGUGCAGACCGGAUCUUACUCAUUUACAGGAGAUGAUGGUGUAGUUUAUACAAUCACAUAUAUUGCUGAUGAAAAUGGCUUCCAACCACAAGGAGAACAUAUUCCCACACCACCAGCUAUUCCAGCUCAAAUAUUAGAUUCGCUGAAACUAUCUGCAGAAGAAGCGUCACAACAGCAACAAAGUGGUGCAGCCAAUUUAGGUGCUCCAUUACAAGACAUUCCCAUUGAAAAUCAAGAUGGACCAGGUGACAUAGUCAUAUUGGCAAAUGAAAGUGAACAAGAAUCAGCCGGUUUGGAAAGUCCUGCACCCGAAGCAAUUGAUCCUAACCUUCUAGAGGACUAGAUGGUUGUCAUAUGUGUGUUGUUUAGUUGAUAUAUGUUUCGUUGUUCUUUGCAUAUUUAUUUCAUUUUUUUAUGAAAAUAUAUAAUUUUAAACCUA
Molecule: messenger RNA, 854 nt
Organism: Bradysia coprophila
Lineage: Eukaryota; Metazoa; Arthropoda; Insecta; Diptera; Sciaridae
Gene: Cpr49Ah
Product: cuticular protein 49Ah
Cellular component (GO): chitin-based extracellular matrix
Molecular function (GO): structural constituent of chitin-based larval cuticle
Source: RefSeq, a predicted model, not a curated record